Messenger RNA from Styela clava, 1082 nucleotides. The record is from RefSeq and is a predicted model, not a curated record. NCBI's taxonomy places the organism in Eukaryota, Metazoa, Chordata, Ascidiacea, Stolidobranchia, Styelidae.
GGAAUUACUUCACCAUUAGCUGGAUGUACGCUGCGAAGUCAGCCAAAUUCUGGAAAAACAAUCGGGGACGUACUUCCGAGUAUUCGAACAAAAUCUCGGACACGAGAUAUCUGGUCAAAGCCGCAUCAACGAAUAGGAAACAAUGCUCAAGUAAGCUCGUUGCACCAAGAGCUGGUACGUCGGGAUUCAGAGCCCCAGAAGUUUUGAUCCGAUGCCCUCAUCAAACCACGGCUGUGGAUGUUUGGUCAGCCGGUGUUAUGUUUCUUUCGCUACUGACAGGUCGAUACCCAUUCUUCAAACCGUCCGAUGAUAUGGAAUCUCUAGCACAAAUGAUAGCAGUGUUUGGUUCAGAAAAAAUUAAGAAAAUUGCUCGCUGUUGUGGUAAAAAACUGACAUCACCUUUUUUCUGUUCUGGUCAUAAUUUGAAGAAUGUUGUGGAAACAUUUCGAAUAAUUUCAGAGGAGAAAAAAGAGGAUUUCAUCAAACCUGCGUCUACAAUCCAACACUCAGCAUCAUCGAACAGUCCUAGUACCUUCACAAAGAAUAAAACACAGAAAUUGGCAUCACACGUCUACGUUCCCCCUUACCCCUUGGAAACCAUCCCGGCCUCUGCUUACGAUUUGCUGAAUAAAUUAUUGGACGUCAAUCCUCUCACUAGGUUGUCUGCGAAAGAAGCGCUCAACCAUGAGUUUUUUUCUUAAAGUUAAUGCGGAAUAUUUAUUUAUGUGAACUAAGAUCCACACAUCUGAAACAAAUACCUGGCUACUUAACUCAUACCUGACAUGAGUAACAGGACGAGAGGCCGUGGUUCCCCAUAAUAUGGUUAACCCGCUUUAUCGCUUUCCUCUCCCCUGAUGCAUAUGUUAAUCCUGUGAACCCUAUUAUGCGAGUUGCAACUAUUAUUAUUUAUUUUAUAGCAAUGCUUUCCUACUUUGUUUAAUACAUUCCCUUUUUGUGUAUUUUUAAACUCUCCAUUCCCUCCCCACUACGCAUAAAAGACUCCCAGUUAGUUUCUGGAAGUUAAUGAGAAGUUUUAUAUGGUUCCAUUACUUUUGAACCCAUGACAAUUGCACCUAUGGAAC